AUGCUUCGCCACUCCAAGCAGGAGCAGCAGAUGUGCCGCAAGUUGCCAGGUGUGGAUAUAGGCUAUGUAUGUCAGCAACACGAAGGUCGGUGUGUUAUAUGUGAUCUUCAGUUCGACGAAGUGUUGCCAACCAUGCGGGAAGUCCGUAUCUGUAGUGACUGUGGUUUUGGCCGCGAGGGAGACGAGCGUUGCGUAAUGUGUAACGCAAGCAAACCAACAGAAGUGGCUUAUUAUUGCCAGUACUGCGUUGCCCUGGAGAAGGACCGUGAUGGCUGCCCACGUGUGCUGAACCAGUCAAGGCAUCAGCGCAUAGCGACGGUACGCACACGCUAA
Molecule: messenger RNA, 333 nt
Organism: Trypanosoma brucei brucei TREU927
Lineage: Eukaryota; Euglenozoa; Kinetoplastea; Trypanosomatida; Trypanosomatidae
Exons: 1
Coding region: 1-333 (110 amino acids)
Biological process (GO): mRNA splicing, via spliceosome
Cellular component (GO): U2 snRNP; precatalytic spliceosome; catalytic step 2 spliceosome
Source: RefSeq, a predicted model, not a curated record